Molecule: messenger RNA, 987 nt
Organism: Priceomyces carsonii
Lineage: Eukaryota; Fungi; Ascomycota; Pichiomycetes; Serinales; Debaryomycetaceae
Product: inorganic diphosphatase
Exons: 1
Coding region: 1-987 (328 amino acids)
Biological process (GO): phosphate-containing compound metabolic process
Cellular component (GO): nucleus; cytoplasm
Molecular function (GO): magnesium ion binding; inorganic diphosphate phosphatase activity
Source: RefSeq, a predicted model, not a curated record
AUGCAUAGACUAAUAAAACCCUUUAACAAAAUGAGUCCAAAUAUGUAUUCAGGGGCCAAGUCAAGGCUAAGUUUGACGAAUCUGCAUUUACGGCCCCGGCAACUUUCUACGGGUGAAAAAAGUUUACCGAUAAAUAGAAUCAGUAGUGUUGAUCAGGGUACCAAGUUUACCACAGAUUACAAGAAAUAUGCUACUACGAGCAAUGGCAAAAUAGUAUCUUAUUUCCAUGAUAUAAGCUUAGGCUUGGAUUCUGAAAGUUUCGAGGUCAACAUGGUUGUGGAAAUUCCAAGAUGGAGUAAUGGAAAGUUUGAGAUAAAUACCAGGUUAGAAGGCAACCCUAUAACACAAGACGUGAAAAAGGGAAAGGUAAGAUUUGUUAAAAAUUUAUUUCCAUUCCAUGGUUAUAUACACAAUUAUGGGGCCUUGCCUCAAACUUGGGAAGAUCCAACAGCAAAGAGUGAAGAAUUGAAUUUACGUGGUGAUAACGACCCUUUGGAUGUUUGCGAAAUAGGCUCUAGCAUAUAUGAGACUGGUGAAGUCAAGCGAGUAAAGAUCUUGGGAUCAUUGGCACUCAUUGACGAUGGUGAACUUGACUGGAAAGUAAUUGUUAUUCAAAUUGACGAUCCCUUGGCACCUCAUUUGAAUGAUAUUCACGAUGUCUAUGAAAAAUGCCCUGGCUUGUUGGAUGCUACCAGGAGAUGGUUCAAAGAUUAUAAGAUACCAGACGGAAAGCCUGAAAACAGCUUUGCAUUUGAUGGGAACUACAAAAAUAAACAUGAAACUUUGAAAGUUAUUUUGAAUUGCCACAAGAGCUGGCUCAAACUAAUAAACUCCAAUUCGAGUGACUUGCCUACUACUGCAAACACAACUUUACCGGGUUCCCCUGGCUUCUUGAAUGCUUUCGAUGUAAAUAAUCUUAUUGUAGAUCCCUUCAAAGGAUACGCAGCGAAGCCAGAUGAUAUCGAUAACAUCUAUUUUGUGAAUUAG